AUGCAGAACAGUCACAGUGGAGUGAACCAGCUCGGUGGAGUGUUUGUAAACGGUAGACCUUUGCCAGAUUCUACCAGGCAGAAGAUAGUGGAGCUGGCACACAGUGGAGCAAGACCCUGUGAUAUUUCAAGAAUUUUGCAGAGCCAUGCAGAUGCAAAAGUGCCAGUGCUGGAUAGUCAAAACGUAUCAAACGGUUGCGUGAGUAAGAUUUUAGGGAGAUAUUACGAGACUGGAUCGAUCAGACCUAGAGCCAUCGGGGGAAGCAAACCUAGGGUGGCCACUCCAGAGGUGGUCAGCAAAAUAGCCCAGUAUAAAAGAGAGUGCCCCUCCAUCUUUGCCUGGGAGAUACGAGACAGGUUACUGUCCGAAGGCGUCUGCACCAACGAUAACAUCCCUAGUGUAUCGUCAAUAAACAGAGUAUUGCGCAACCUGGCUAGCGAGAAGCAACAGAUGGGCGCAGAUGGCAUGUAUGACAAGCUGAGGAUGCUGAACGGACAGACAGGGACUUGGGGGACACGGCCUGGUUGGUAUCCGGGUACAUCGGUGCCAGGCCAGCCUACGCAAGAUGGAUGCCCACAGCAAGAAGGGGGUGCAGAAAACACCAACUCCAUCAGUUCUAACGGUGAAGACUCAGAUGAGGCACAAAUGAGGCUUCAGUUGAAACGAAAACUUCAAAGGAACAGAACUUCAUUUACCCAAGAACAAAUAGAGGCCCUAGAAAAAGAAUUUGAACGAACCCAUUAUCCUGAUGUGUUUGCCAGAGAAAGAUUAGCUGCCAAAAUAGAUUUGCCAGAAGCUAGGAUACAGGUAUGGUUCUCGAAUCGACGAGCAAAAUGGAGAAGAGAAGAAAAGCUACGGAACCAGAGACGACAAGCCAGUAACACACCGAGUCACAUUCCUAUCAGUAGUAGUUUCAGCACUAGUGUCUACCAGCCAAUCCCGCAACCAUCUACUCCAGUGUCAUCAUUCACAUCAGGUUCCAUGUUGGGAAGAACAGAUACAGCCCUUACAAACACAUACAGUGCGCUGCCACCUAUGCCUAGCUUCACCAUGGGAAAUAACCUUCCUAUGCAAGUCUCAUUUCCCCUGGAGUGUCAGUCCCAGUACAAGUACCCGGCAGUGAACCUGACAUGUCUCAGUACUGGCCAAGACUACAGUAAAAACCGUUAUUUUAUAAAAAAAAUAACUAAAUCAAAACUGAGAACUGUCUUGGGAUAUAAUACAAAAAAAGACUUCUCUGCACAGGAACUGUGUAACGAUACUAUUGGGAAGGACUGCACAAACGGACAUUUGCACAUUCAGAGCAUUAUAUCAUUUGGAUCAAAUCUUCAUUUUGAUAUCCAAACUUUUAUCCAUUUGAUGUACUCUUUGUAA
Bufo bufo (common toad) is the source of this 1374-nucleotide messenger RNA. It is a transcript of the gene PAX6, whose product is annotated as paired box 6. NCBI's taxonomy places the organism in Eukaryota, Metazoa, Chordata, Amphibia, Anura, Bufonidae. The record is from RefSeq and is a predicted model, not a curated record. Gene Ontology annotation, biological process: anatomical structure development; regulation of transcription by RNA polymerase II. The transcript has 11 exons. Gene Ontology annotation, molecular function: RNA polymerase II cis-regulatory region sequence-specific DNA binding; DNA-binding transcription factor activity, RNA polymerase II-specific. The coding region runs from base 1 to 1374 and encodes 457 amino acids.